AUGGAGAAUGCGGACGAAUUUGACAGCGAGUGCAGUGAGUACGUCACGUUCACGCCUAGCGUUCGCCAAUUAGAUGAGAGAGGGAUGGAGCGGCGCAGUGCGACCGAGCCGUGCAUUCAAGUUCAUUACUUCCGUAGUGUGGCGGCCGCGGCGCGCCCUGACCGUGCUCCCGAUACAAGCUUGCACUUUAUUGAAGGUGCCAUGUGUAUGACCACGGAAACAAUACUUUCUAUUAAUACAUCCGCUGCCAUUAACGAUCAUCUAACAAUUACGUAG
Messenger RNA from Danaus chrysippus (African queen), 276 nucleotides. The record is from the annotation of a GenBank genome assembly. NCBI's taxonomy places the organism in Eukaryota, Metazoa, Arthropoda, Insecta, Lepidoptera, Nymphalidae.